Aspergillus japonicus CBS 114.51 is the source of this 570-nucleotide messenger RNA. Its product is annotated as 2-hydroxy-palmitic acid dioxygenase MPO1. Bases 1 to 570 code for a protein of 189 amino acids. The transcript has 4 exons. Lineage: Eukaryota; Fungi; Ascomycota; Eurotiomycetes; Eurotiales; Aspergillaceae. The record is from RefSeq and is a predicted model, not a curated record. Gene Ontology annotation, cellular component: endoplasmic reticulum. Gene Ontology annotation, biological process: sphingoid catabolic process.
AUGGCUUUAAAUCUUGAGAAGCAGCUACUCUUUUAUGGCGCCUACCACAAUAAUCCCGUGAAUGUUGCGAUUCACAUGACAUGUGUGCCUAUACUUCUCUUCACGGGCAUUGCCCUGGCAUCUAACACACCCACCCUCAUCCCCACGCCUGAGUCUUUGCAGGUUGAGAAUCUGCCUCUCAACCUUGGGACGAUCGCAGCUAUAGUAUACUCGAUGUUUUACAUCCUCCUGGAGCCCGUAGCCGGUGCCCUAGCGACGCCGCUCAUCAUCGGCAGUGCGGCUGGUGCGAAUCACCUUCUCAGUGCCUACGGCACGAGCGCCAACUACUGGUUUGGUGGAAUUCACGUGGUUUCGUGGCUGGCGCAAUUUGUCGGCCAUGGUGCCUUCGAGAAACGGGCCCCUGCACUGCUGGACAAUCUGGUGCAGGCUCUACUGCUCGCUCCCCUUUUCAUCUGGAUGGAGAUUCUGUUCUUCUUCGGAUAUCGCCCCGAGCUGAAGAAGAGGUACCAUGAGAGUGUGAACAAGGAGGUCGCGGCAUUCAAGGCUCAGAAGAACAAGGCAAGCAAGUGA